AUGGAAGCACGCCACGCGGCAGACGCUGAGACACGUGACACACCCAAGGCAUCACGCUAUGGCAGUUGGUUGGAGUGCUGCAACAAUAUCUACCAGCACCUGCGCUACUACACCAACCCGAGCGAGCAACGCUGGAUCGUACGCAUCCUCUUCAUUGUGCCUAUCUACUCGUUUGACUCCUGGCUCAGCCUGCUCUUCUUCAACAACGAUAGCUACUACGUUUACUUUGACACCGUGCGCGACUGCUACGAAGCAUUUGUAAUCUACAACUUUCUGAGCCUGUGCUAUGAAUACCUAGGCGGGGAGGGCGCCAUCAUGUCGGAAAUCAGAGGCAAGACUAUCAGAGGGAGCUGCAUGUCUUGCACUUGCUGCCUGGACGGAAAGCAGUAUACGAUUGAGUUUCUACGCUUCUGUAAGCAGGCCACCCUGCAGUUCUGUGCCGUGAAGCCCGUUAUGGCUGCUAUCACCAUCGUCCUGCAGGCACUUGGAUUCUACAAAGAUGGUGACUUCAGCGUUAAAGGCGGCUACCUCUACGUGACGAUCGUCUACAACAUCUCGGUGACGCUGGCGCUGUACGCACUCUUCCUGUUCUACCGAGCGACGCGCGAGCUGCUCAGCCCCUACGACCCCGUGCUCAAGUUCUUCACCAUCAAGUCGGUCAUCUUCCUGUCAUUCUGGCAAGCUGGGGGUUCAUGGGAGCGGCAUGCGCUGCGCUGUGUAGAACACAGGACGGAGAUGAAGACUUGUAUGCUGCUGGCAGUUCUUGAGAACGUUGGUCUGAUCAGCCCCAUCUUUGCUGUCGGCGGCGAGGAGCAGAUAGGAGUCGGCACGGUCGCCGCCGGUUACCAGAACUUCAUCAUCUGCAUCGAGAUGUUCUUUGCUGCCAUCGCCCUCCUGUAUGCUUUCCCGUACAACAUCUACACACAGGGUGUAUACUACAGUGAGCCUGGGCAGUCUGGCAACACCGGCACUCGCACAGUUGCUAUGCAGAGCAUCUCUAGCAACCUGAAGGAAACCAUGAACCCAAAGGUGAAGAGUGCCGAUGUUUGGUGUAGCCGAGUUGGCUCUAUAGUAUUAAAGAGCCCGUCUAGACGACUCAGAACAUCAGGGGCCAUGAAAAUAUGGGACAUCGAACCGGCGGGGAAGCUGAGCAGCUCCGGCGCGCGGAGUGUGCACCGAGGCUUCGUGUAG
Messenger RNA from Priapulus caudatus, 1191 nucleotides. Its product is annotated as transmembrane protein 184B-like. Lineage: Eukaryota; Metazoa; Priapulida; Priapulimorpha; Priapulimorphida; Priapulidae. The record is from RefSeq and is a predicted model, not a curated record. Gene Ontology annotation, molecular function: transporter activity. Gene Ontology annotation, biological process: transport. The coding region runs from base 1 to 1191 and encodes 396 amino acids. The transcript is spliced from 10 exons.